Molecule: messenger RNA, 534 nt
Organism: Kwoniella botswanensis
Lineage: Eukaryota; Fungi; Basidiomycota; Tremellomycetes; Tremellales; Cryptococcaceae
Exons: 4
Coding region: 1-534 (177 amino acids)
Biological process (GO): vacuolar transport
Cellular component (GO): endosome
Source: RefSeq, a predicted model, not a curated record
AUGGCUGCAGCAAGCUCGAGUCAGCUCCAGAAUAUCUAUUACGAGAGGAAGACAGGUACACCGAGACCAUGCUACAUAUGCAAUAGGCCCACUACGACAGUGUUAGCGACCCUCAAGACGGAAGAUUUCUUGUAUACUUGCGAUGCACAUCUGACGGAUAGCGCAUCACCCAUCCCUACACCCGCAUCUACCCCAGGUCCAUCAGCAGACGACAUCAAGAAGGUGAUAGCGGAUUAUCAUCAGCGAGAGGCUCGUAAAUCGGACAAGGGGGAUAAGGACAAGGACAAGGAUAAAGACAAAGAUGAGAAAGAGAAGGAUAAGGAGAACGAUAAGAAAACAGUAGAUUCACCUAAAUCACCUUCGACACCUUCCAUACCUACUUCGUCGAUACCUCAAAAUCCGACUCAUCGCAAAUUUCAAUUACACAGGCAUAUAUUCGAGAUGAGGAAGAACGAGCUGAGGAGGAAAGAGCAGGGCAAUAAAGCAAAGGAGGUGUCGAAAGGACUACCACAAGUGCCUCGUACGGCUUUUUGA